AUGGACAGAGGAUUACCAAGGACUGAACCAGGACAACAUCGACAGAUGAUUACCAAGGUACUGGACCAGGACAACAUGGACAGAAGAUUACCAAGGUACUGGACCAGGACAACAUCAACAGAUGAUUACCAAGCGACAUUGACAACUGUGAACAACAUCCCUGUGAAUUUUACGAACAAUCAUAACCAUCCUGGAGAUACCAUUGGUCUUGCUGCUUUUGUCUUCCUAAACAACGUGAAGAAGAGAUGCCGUGAGCAGACUGAGCCAAUGCCCUCUGUGUUUGAUGAGGAACUUGGAAAUCUUUACGACAAGGAUUUUGAUGCUGAUGUUGAGGAUAUGAUUCAGAAGAUUCCAACUUUCAACAGUUGUAAAUCCUCCUUAUACCGAAGCCGGUCGAAGGUCAUGCCUAAGCUUCCAGCAACGCAGGGAGAUAUAGAUCUACAAGGAAGAUGGAAGGAGACAUCAUCCGGGAGCCGCUUCCUUCUGUGUGAUGAUACCAACGCCAUAGGAGAGAGAAUCAUAGUGUUUGGGACAGACAACAACCUCCAAAGAUUAGCUGAAUCAUCGACAACUUUUGUAUUUAGACUGAAAGAUGUUACUAAGCAAAAUAUGUUGGCAAAGAUAGCAGCUUCUUCAAAAGUGGAAAAUUCGACGAAAUCUGGUGUUGGAUGUUCCGAAGACGACGACGGCGGAGGAGUAGAUUUGCACAUAGACGAUGGGAAAUGCACAGGUAUAGAUAACAUUCUGCCAGUGUCACAUGAUGUAAAGAUGGCAGCCAAUAUGAAAUUGUUUGUUUAUUUAGGGUUAUGCACAGUGAAUUUAUUUUUCCUCGUGUCUGCUGAUGUACCUAUCGUUGUCAACACAUGGCCGUUUACCAACGCCACAAUAGGAGCAUGGACACGUCUGUACACACAGAAGGGCAGCAGUGUCGAUGCUGUGGUGGCUGGUUGUCAAGUGUGUCAAACCCAACGGUGUGAUGGAACUGUUGGCUAUGGUGGGGAUCCAGACGAGGAAGGGGAGGUCACUCUGGACGCGAUGAUUAUGAAUGGGAAGACGAUGGAUGUUGGAGCUGUGGGAUGUAUACGUCGUGUAAAGGAUGCUAUUGGCGUUGCAAGGGCAGUGAUGGAUCACACUGGGCAUACACUGUUGGUAGGGGAGCUAGCUACAAAGUUUGCCGUCGAAAUGGGAUUCAAAGAGGAAAAUCUUUCUACACCUCGAUCAGAUAAAAUCUAUCAGGACUGGAAAAAUAAUCAUUGCCAGCCAAACUUUAGAAAGAAUGUCACACCAGACCCAACACAGAACUGUGGCCCAUACAGACCACUAAGGCAAGACAUAAGUAACAUCAAGAGAGACAACUCUCGUAAGAGAUACAACGUGGAGAGGAGAAAUCAUGACACUAUAGGAAUGGUGGCUAUUGAUGCUGAUGGACACGUUGCUGCAGGAACAAGCACCAAUGGCUUAAAUCAUAAAAUACCAGGGAGAGUGGGAGACUCGCCAAUCAUGGGGGCAGGGGCGUACGCUCGCAAUGGCGUGGGAGGAGCUGCAUCAACUGGAGAUGGUGAUGUCAUGAUGAGAUUUCUACCUGCAUUCAAUGCUGUUAACCUGAUGUCGAUGGGUGUAGACCCCAACACUGCUGCAGAGAAAGUUCUUAUUCCUAUCAAGGAGUUUUACCCUACAUUUAGAGGUGCUGUCAUUACAGUCAAUAGUGAUGGAAUCGUUGGUGCUGCCUGUCAUGGUUUUGCAGUUUUCCAGUUUUCUGUAGCUGACGUGGCAUCACAAGGUGUUCAUAUUCAUUACAAGAACUGUUCUAACUAAUCUUUAACUGAUGAAAUUCCAAGAAAGUCCUCACGAUGAAAUUUCUUUGAUGUUAUGAUGAAUACUUUGAUUGGUUCAAUUUUUUUUUUGUGAGUAUUAACUAACUUAUUUGGUGUAGUUUUUAAAGACUGUGAUACUAGGUUUACUGUUGAUUAUCUUUAUAUCAGUGUAAGAGGUUUGUGUUUGAGGAAGUUAGGGGUAAGGGAGGUUAGGGGUAAGGGAGA
Molecule: messenger RNA, 2039 nt
Organism: Ylistrum balloti
Lineage: Eukaryota; Metazoa; Mollusca; Bivalvia; Pectinida; Pectinidae
Product: N(4)-(Beta-N-acetylglucosaminyl)-L-asparaginase-like
Exons: 12
Coding region: 1-1815 (604 amino acids)
Biological process (GO): protein deglycosylation
Cellular component (GO): lysosome
Molecular function (GO): N4-(beta-N-acetylglucosaminyl)-L-asparaginase activity
Source: RefSeq, a predicted model, not a curated record